Molecule: messenger RNA, 312 nt
Organism: Caenorhabditis briggsae
Lineage: Eukaryota; Metazoa; Nematoda; Chromadorea; Rhabditida; Rhabditidae
Exons: 2
Coding region: 1-312 (103 amino acids)
Source: RefSeq, a predicted model, not a curated record
AUGUCCAAAAGGAUCCAAAUGCAUUACUAUGGCAUUUGGACUAGGCCUAUGUUGCGACGAAUUGAUUCAAGGUAUUGUCCCAAUUCGAAUUUUGUUUCGGCAUUCUGUAUUUCAGAAGCGUGGAGACAAGAAAAUCAUCCGAAGUGCGCAAUUCCAAACCAUGAAGUUGUGACCGAGACGGCGUGGUACGGAGAACAAGAACUUCUUGGCAGGCAUUGUGGUCACAAAUUCUGCCCGAUUGGUUCAAAGUGCGCCGAAGGCAGAUGGCUGGCUCACUGCUGCAGACCGAUCAUAAAAGCAGCUAAUUCAUAG